AUGGGGGUAGCAUCAACUUUCUUAGAGACUAUUGCUGCUAUCAGAAUUUGUGGUACCCUGAAAGAUACCUGGCUGUGGGGAGCUGAACCUAAUGGCAUCUUCUCUACUAAAUCAGCCUACAACCUCAUUAAAGCAGAGCAGCUUUUGGAAGAUCAAGAUUCAGGUUUUCACCAGCUUUGGGAUCUUAAAGUCCCCCCUAAGGUUCUGUCUUUUGCUUGGAGGCUGCUCUGGGAUAGACUCCCUACUAAGGAUAAUCUUUCUAGGAGACAAAUCCAGCUUGACAAUGACCUAUGCCCUCUAUGUCAAACUCAACCCGAAACUGCAUCCUAUUUGUUCUUCACUUGCGAUAAAGUGCUGCCACUGUGGUGGGAAUUCUUCACUUGGGUUAAGGAAGGCACAGUUCUACAUAAUAGUCCCAUGGCUAAUUUUCUUCACACCUCAACUACAACUGGAGGAAAGAAUAUUACUAGAAGAAGGAAGACUUGGUGGUUGGCUGCUACAAAGUCAAUCUGGCAAUCCAGAAAUGACUUGGUGUUUCACAAUCAGGCGUUUGAUAUUCAUAAGUUGAUAGAUAAUUCUAUUUUCCUCACUUGGACUUGGCUCAAGGGGUGGGAAAAGAAUUUCUGUGCUCCUUUUCACCACUGGUCCUCAGCAAUGUCCUUAGUUUUUGUUUAA
Molecule: messenger RNA, 675 nt
Organism: Glycine soja
Lineage: Eukaryota; Viridiplantae; Streptophyta; Magnoliopsida; Fabales; Fabaceae
Exons: 1
Coding region: 1-675 (224 amino acids)
Source: RefSeq, a predicted model, not a curated record